AACUUGCUUUUUAUUGUUCUGAUGGAGUCGUGGUCAGUUUGUCGUAUAAGAUCGAUGUCUAAAGAGUAACAUUGGUUAAUAACUUUAAUCGCAAUAGAACAUCGAAUAUAAAAAAUUUAAGAUGAAAUUAUUAGUUGGCUUUUUAUUGGGAUUUAUGACGCUAGUGCGGGCACAAUUUGAUCCAAAUCAGUGGAUCAACCGGAGUGGGAUAGUGCAUCUUUUCGAAUGGAAGUGGACAGAUAUUGCUGAUGAAUGUGAACGCUUUUUGGCCCCCAAAGGAUACGCAGGGGUUCAGAUAUCACCUCCGACGGAAAACUCGAUCGUAAAGGAUCCCAAGCGACCAUGGUGGGAGCGAUAUCAACCGAUAUCCUACAAACUCGAGACUCGAUCUGGCACAGAAAAGCAAUUUGCGAACAUGGUCCUUCGAUGCAAUAACGUCGGAGUGAGAGUUUAUGCCGACUUGGUUAUUAAUCACAUGGCCGCGAUCACUUCUAAUGGUGGUACGGGUGGAUCUACAGGCAAUGCAGGAGCAAUGCAGUUCCCUGCUGUGCCGUACGAGCGAAAUGAUUUCCAUGAGCCUUGUUCUAUCAAUAAUUACAACGACGCGCAGCAGGUUCGCAAUUGUCAGCUAGUUGGGUUGCCAGAUCUGAAUCAAACAACACCAUGGGUGCGCGACAGAAUCGUAGAUCUGAUGAACAAACUGAUUGAUUAUGGAGUAGCAGGAUUUCGAGUGGAUGCAGCGAAACAUAUGUGGCCAGCCGAUUUAAAAGUUAUCUUCGAAAGAGCCAAAAAUCUGAAUUCAAGUCAUGGAUUUAAAGCUGGUGCUCGUCCGUUUAUAGCGCAAGAAGUGAUAGAUUUGGGAGGUGAAGCGAUUUCGCGCUAUGAGUACACUGAUUCUGGAACUGUCACUGAGUUCCUUUAUUCAGUAGAGAUCGGACGAGCUUUCCUCGGUGGCAAUAAGCUAAAAUGGUUGAGCAGUUGGGGCAUUCCCUGGGGCUUUAUUUCUUCACAAUUGGCACUCGUAUUUGUUGAUAAUCAUGACAAUCAACGAGGUCAUGGUCCAGGUGGAAGUGGUAUUUUGACUUAUAAAAAUUCUAAGAGCUAUAAGAUGGCAAACGCAUUUAUGCUAGCUCAUCCAUUUGGUAUACCUCGCAUUAUGAGUUCGUUUGCAUUUGAUUCGUCGGAUCAGGGACCGCCUCAGGACGGAGAAGGUAAUCUCAUAUCACCAUCAAUUAACGCGGACGAUAGUUGUGGGAAUGGAUGGAUUUGCGAGCACCGUUGGCGACAGAUUUACAACAUGAUUGGUUUCCGUAAUGCCGUCGUGGGUACUCAAAUGAAUGAUUGGUGGGAUAACGGAAACCAGCAGAUAUCUUUCUGCCGUGGCGGGAAAGGAUUUAUUGCAUUCAACUUGGAUAGCUAUGCAUUUGAUCAAGAGUCUCAAACAUGCCUCCCGAAUGGAACUUAUUGUGAUGUAAUCUCUGGUAACAUAGUGAACGGAUCCUGUACAGGCAAAGUCAUAGCUGUUGGCCCAACUGGUUUGGCGAAGAUCAACAUUCCUGUUACCGCCGAAGAUGGUGUGCUGGCGAUACACGUUAACGCUCGUCUUUAAUGCUGAUCUGGACCUGUACACAGUUCAGUGUACAUAAUGCUUGCAUAUAAACAAAUUGGACAAAUCAGACAUCAUUUGUCAAAACCACGGUUUCCCACAUUCGAUUAUCCACAAUUUUCUACAGACCUGAUAAAUCACUUAAAAGGGACCAGGUCUCAGUUUUAUUGCGUCGUUAAAAAGCGAUCCUACCUCCAUGAAAACUCUGGAUGCUUGCAGAGUUACCGUUACCGUUAAUCCUCGGUCAGUUCAUUCAGGAUAGGCAAACAAUGCUCAAUAGGGGCAUAUUAUGGUUCUUUAUUACAGUAAGUGGUGUGGCAUCUGCGCGCCUCGUGUGGACUCCACGCAAAUUGCUGGUCGUAAAAGUCAAUGGCAAGCACCAAAAAGACUGAUGCACGUGAAACGUACCUAAGGAGCUGCCCCACCGAAGGGGGAGAAAAUGCAAAAUGGUUGAUGUCCAGGCAUGUUGAGGAGAGCUCACCAUGACGUGAUCACCGAGGUUCGCUGAGAAGUGAACCUAAUUAAUUAUAGUUUUAAAGCUAAAUGCAUUAUGCAACUUCUAUUGAAUAAUACUUGAAGACUAUGCAAAUAUCGUAAUCAUUAGUUGUUCUGAGUUAUUCAAUUGCAAGAAAAUUGAUUUCCCAUUAUCUUUAUUGAGGUACAUAUAGAGUAUAAUCAUGUCGCUUAGAGAAUAAAAUCUAUAUAGUUGAAGCAGCAGCAUUAAGUCGGAAUGAAUUUCACAUCAAAAGCUGCAAUUUUGUACAUGUAGGUAUACAGCACGGAAUUUUCUACUGAGAUCAUAGUUUGAGCAACGAUAUUUUAAAGAAAAAUAGAACAAUUCUGAUGUGAUAUUCAUGUUCUAUUAAUCAAUAUACACGCUAACUUUCACUUAAACUCAAAACUAUGAGUAGUUCUGCUUUUGAUAACAAUUGAGUAAAAUUUCCGUGGGAAGGAAAGAGACAGCAAUACAAUUUUACUCAGUCACUGAGUAGAUGAAAAUUAGAGUGUAUAUCAGAGGGCCCGCUGCGUAAUCAAAUCUGAUUUUUUUUUAAAUAUAAUGUCUGCUCUGGCCGCUGGCUUUGGGGCUCUAGUUAGAAGUUAUAAGUUAAGGUGAAUCUGGACCUGUUUCAGUGUGGCCAAUGGAUAUUGGAUUUCAAAUUUCCAGUUUUCCCGGUUUUCUCUCGAUAUUUUGCAAAAUUUCCCGAUUCCAAAUAAUAUAUACCUCUUUGAAAAAAAAAAAUCCAAAAGCCACGAAUUUAUAAAAACCAAAAAUAGAAAAGACUUUUUAUGUAAACAAUUAUACUGCAACUGCAAAAUUAAAUGCAAAAGAGUGGUUUCGGCUUGCUAAAUAACAUUAUUUGCUUAGCUCUCUUAGUGUGAUUUUUUAAGUAUAAAAUCAUGACAAAUUAUUCAGAAAUUGCGAUUCUGCAGGAAAAUAUCGCGAAUAUUUUUUUCAAGCAAAACAUUAUUUUUCAGGCAUUUCAAUCGUCAGAAAAAAAUAUUCUUAGCAUAAAGGCUUUUAAUUCAAUCAAUCCGCAAUCCAUUUUUCACAAACUUAAAAUUUUCACAUAUUCCAUACGAAGAACGUGGUUGAAAUUAUCGUGGUUGGAAAUUUUAUAAUUGAAAUAUAGAUAUUGAUAUAUUCUCACAAACUUGUAUUAAACAUUUCGAAUAAAAUAAUUUAAACUUUUUCAAGUAGCAACAUAGCUUAUCGUUUGAUUUAUUUAGGAUACUUACCAUACAUACAUGCAUACUUUUAAUAUUCGUUAUCAUAACACUUAUGCAUCUUGAAGAUCGUAAAAGACAAAUUUGAUUUUUUUGUUGAAUACCCAAAACCUAUAAAAUAAGAUUAUUGUUGAAACGAAGGCGUUUUCGAAGACGAAUCGAAUUUACUAAUUUAAAAUUAGGUCAAUUUCAAAUCAGAUUAAAUUUUAAAAAAUGCUUAAACACGCUCACAGUAAAAUUUAAAAUUAUAAAUUAAUUUCUAGGGUUUAUGAAUUCAUCAAUACAUGAC
This is a messenger RNA of Armigeres subalbatus, 3620 nucleotides long. Its product is annotated as alpha-amylase 2-like. Gene Ontology annotation, molecular function: alpha-amylase activity; cation binding. Lineage: Eukaryota; Metazoa; Arthropoda; Insecta; Diptera; Culicidae. The transcript is spliced from 2 exons. Bases 122 to 1609 code for a protein of 495 amino acids. Gene Ontology annotation, biological process: carbohydrate metabolic process. The record is from RefSeq and is a predicted model, not a curated record.